Paramuricea clavata is the source of this 12232-nucleotide messenger RNA. NCBI's taxonomy places the organism in Eukaryota, Metazoa, Cnidaria, Anthozoa, Malacalcyonacea, Plexauridae. The record is from the annotation of a GenBank genome assembly.
UUUUUUUAUUCAAAGACGGCAUGAAGAGGCACGAAUGCAAGACGAGUUACGAAGGCAAGAAGAAAUUCGAUUACAGGAAGAUUUGUUGCGACGUCAGCAUGAAGAACUUAUGAGAAGAAGACAACAAGAGGUAAGCCUCACCAAAAAUUGUCAUAGAGGAAUAUCAUUAGUGUAAAGUUUCACUUUACACUAUUGUGAUGGUGGCAAAAAUUCACACUUAUCAGUCGGUCGGUCGGUCAGUCAGACAGACAUGCAUGCAUAGAGUAAACUAUCCGGGGGGUGUAUACGAUUUAUGUUCGUAGUAAUUUUAUUGUAUAACUCUCAAAACAACGAUGCUUUAAUCAAAGAGCUUAAAUUCGCUCUGAAAUCCGUGAGGGAAUAACAAAAUUCGCCCAAAAUAUAUCCGCGUGCCGGGUUUGCUGGACAAAAAGCGGAAGUCGUUGAACAACUCAAAAUACACUUAACCCUGAUUGGACAACGAAAAUCAACAAACAUUUCAAAUUUUUCUCCACUGGCACUGGGAAGGGGGACAGUACUUGGAACAGUACUGUAAUAAUUUGAUUAUUUGAAUCAAAACAAUUCACAAACGUUGUUAUACUGACUAAACUUCUUAAAUUUAAAUAUUUAGAUUUGCACUGGUUUCCCCCCGACAACAUUUGUUAAUUGUUUUGAUUCAAAUUUAUAUUACAUUACUGACUACAGAAAUUUGAAAUGUUUGUUGAUUUUCGUUGUCCAAUCAGGGUUGAGUGUAUUUUGAGUUGUUCAACGACUUCCGCUUUUUGUCCAGCAAACCCGGCACGCGGAUAUAUUUUGGGCGAAUUUUGUUAUUCCCUCACGGAUUUCAGAGCGAAUUUAAGCUCUUUGAUUAAAGCAUCGUUGUUUUGAGAGUUAUACGGUAUCUUGCAGGGGAUAUCGAUUAAUCGUGAAAGAAAUGCAUUAAAGGCGAAAAAUCGAGGAUAGUCUCAAUGUUUCCUUCCUUCCCUCAUUAUAAGGAAGGCACAGGCGGGCGCGGGCAAAUCGAGCCUGGGCAUCUUGUGGUUGAGCGUGCAAAUUUUUCCAUCAUAUUUACGUUUCAAAAACGUUACGUUUUCUUGUUGAUUACGUCACGUUUUGGGUGUGUGAUGUACACUUUUCUUAAAUUUGCGUCAAUCUUUAUAUAUUUAUUUAAAGUGCCUAUGCGACAAUUUUUUUUUAUGAUUGAAUUGCAAAGUUCAUUUAAAAUCAUAAUAUAACUUGUUCUCUAAAACUUUGUAAUCUUUCCUGUAUGUCAAGGUUUUCGACUUUGUUUGAUAUACAAAUGUGACUUAAAUGACGUCACACUGCAUAAUGCGUUUUACAGAAGACUGUGUUGUAGCUUGUUAAAAUUCUCAUUAUCUCAAAUUUACAGACGAAAUGAUCGCUUUGAUAGCUCUUAAAGUAUAUCACUUUUAUUCAGUGGAAUUAUCACAUGUUUGACAAGGAAACGUUUUCUUUCUAAAAACUCCAUUAUGCAGUGUGACGUCAUUCAAGUCACAUUUGUAUAUCAAACAAAGUCGAAAAUCUUGACAUACAAGAAAGAAUACAAAGUUUUAGAAAACAAGUUAUGUUAUGAUUUUAAAUGAACUUUGCAAUUCAAUCAUAAAAAAAAUUGUCGCAUAGGCACUUUAAAAAGUGUACAUUGACACGCCCAAAACGGUGACGUAUUAACAAGAAAAUGUAACGUUUUGAAACUUAAAUAUCGUGAAAAAAUUUGCACGCUCAACGCUUGAUUGCAAAUGGUAGUAAUGUAAACAUGAAACAUGUCACAUUCUUAGUACAGAAACAAAGAAACAAAACUCUACUGCAUUACCAAAAUGCGACAACACACAUACAAGUAUUACCCUUGCCAUCUACUUGUCCAUAUAGUAAUUUUAGUCGAAGUAGAUCGCGCGCACUAAACAUUUACAUGUAACACGGCAAAAGAUGAGAUAGAGAGCGGAGAGCCGUCUAGAAUUCCCGUUAAAAGGUUAGUUCAUUUGACGAGCAAAAAUAGAAAAAGUGGGCGUGUAAUAAAACGGUUUAUUAAGAUCCAGACACACCGACGCGAUUCGACAACGCGACGCGAUUUUUCGAUUUUCACUGACCGAUAACUUUGAUUCUAGUUUAAAUUUUAGUCCGCGUGUUGUGAUCCGAUAUCGUUCACUUUCAUAAAGCAUGUCUUAGAUCUGAAAUAUUUUUACGGGAACUAACACUUUCGAACACGCUGAGUUCAAAUUCGAAAAGUUCCCACUCCGUAGACCCGCAGUUUUUUCACAAAAUGCUAUUUUAUCUUCACUAAUUUCACAACAAAUUUUUUCAUUGUUCAACGAUACGGAUCGAUGACGAUACACGAUUAGGUCACUCAAAAGACCAAUUUCUAUUAACCAUUAUUCCUUUUAACAAAAGAUCGGUUUUGCUCGAAUCAUUUUGAUUUAUGCAAUCUUAUGCGUGUUGGACGUAAACAACAUAUCUUGUCUACAACUUUGAGAAGGUACAGAUAACACUUUCUAAAAUCGUCAGUUCUAGAGAUAUUUCUAUAAAACCACAAGGACAUUAAUGCGAAGUCUUUUAGCUAUGUCACUGGCCUGAAAAAUAACUCUUUUAACGCGAUCAAGUUAUUUAAAACAAAAGUAACGCGAAGCCAACGUAACGGCAAAGACAGUGCUAACAUGAAAUAUUGUCGAAUGGUUGCUGCUAGAAGACUUAGGACAGGAUCAAUCUUAAAUAACCUUAAACUAUGAGAAUAAAUGUUCACAUCAAAGACAAAGAUCAGUCCAAAAGUAUAAAAUAUGCUCUGUAAACUUACCACAAAGUGGAGAAAUGUGUGCAUGAGCUGUUUAUUUGAUGAUUUCAACGUAUAUAGAAGCCCUCUUUCCAAUAAUAUUCGCUUAUUACACAGUAUAACACCAACUGAUGUAAUAGUUCAAAUGCAAUGAUAAUUUAAUCUUGAAUUACGUCUCGGAAACCGUGUUGGAAAUUUCAAUGCUGAUCCAUUACAUACAGAUUACCGUUUUAUAUCUUUGUAUAAAACAUUUUGAUCGCAUGUAAGGAAUUAUAUCUCAUCCCAGAGACAUAGCCCAAAGACUUGACAUUAACGUCCUUGUGAUUUUAUAGAGAUAGAUCCAGGACUAAGGAUUUUAGAAGGAAUUAUCUGUACCUUCUCAAAGUUGUAGACAAGAUAUGUUGUUUACGUCCAACACGCAUAAGAUUGCAUAACUCACAAUGAUUCGAGCAAAACCGGUCUUUUGUUUAAAGGAAGAAUGGUUAAUAGAAAUUGGUCCUUUUGAGUGACAUAAUCGUGUAUCGUCAUCGAUCCGUGUCGUUGAACAAUGUAAAAAAUUGCUGUGAAAUUAGUUAAGAUAAAAUAGCAUUUUGUGAAAAAAACUGCCGGUCUACGGAGUGGGAACUUUUCGGAUUUGAAAUCAGCGUGUUCGAAAGUGUUAGUUCCCGUAAAAGUAUUUCAGAUCUAAGACAUGCUUAAUGAAAAUCGUUUUCUAGGCACUUUUCAAGGUCCCAACACACGGACUAUUUUCCAAAUAUUUAGAAGCGGUAUAACAUUUUGAGUUAUUUGGUCCACAUAUCUUUCAAAAUUUGCUCUUAUUGGCUGUUUUAUUAACUUUCAAAAACUAAAAAAUCGCGUCGCGUUGUCGGGUUUUUAAUCACUGUACAAAAUUUCAGACAAUUUGCUUUAGUUUAAGCCCCUUUAACUAUCAUGUUUUCCUAAAAAAAUCGGCCUUUUGCAUCCUUAAUAUUAAUUAUGCUGCAGUAUGCAAAUUAGGCAAAUGCAUUAAUUAAGCAUGCAAAGGCUUUUAGGAAAAAAUGUAAGUUUGCGUGAAUAGCUGAAGGGCUUAAACUGACGCAAAUUGUCUGAAAUUUCGUGCAGCAAUUAAAAACCCAAAGCCAUUUUUAGUUUGUUGGAAAAGACCCCUCCCCCUCCCGGUUUAUAAAAUUUGAGUUGGAGAAUUUUUUCUCAUUCUAUAUUAUAAAACCUGGUUCGGACUAGCAAUUUUGUCGGCGAUUUUGUGUUUCUGACGGGUGCAAAUGGUGAACUCGCACACAGAGGUAUAGAGUCGCUUUUCAGAAGAAGUAAACAAUUCUAAAUCUUUUGCAUGUCAUUCCAUUCUAUCGCGUUACAUUAUGAACAUUCAACAAGUUCUUUUUGAAAAACCAGAUAUAUUUUGUUGUUUUUUAACAAGUGAAUUUAUCGCAUCAUACGUCCGAAAACGCAAAAGCUGCAGGUAUUGUUCACGAGUUAAAUACUUUGGUUUCUAUUUGAUUUAAUUGACUUUCUAAGCUGAUUGGUAUUAAUAAGCAUAUCAGAGUUUUCAUUGGUUAAAUUCAAUGUUGUUUACGACUGUGUUCUAUGUUCCUACUCAUUUCUUCAUUUUAAAGCCUUGUUGUUGUACUUCAGUUUUUGUGCUGAGAAUUUGUCUUUUGGCCAGAAAUAGAAGCAGAAUCGGAGUAGUCAACAAUGCUUGCAGUUCUGUUGCUAAAAAUUAUUUUACUCGUCAAAGGACAGGGCUGUGCCACUCAAUGGGUUAUAAAGCGCUUAUUUUCAAUGUCAAAGAGUGGUGCAUUUUUUAAGCUUUGGCACGUCCAAAUUUCCAUGAUAUAAAACAGAAAUUCUUCAAUGUUUAGCCACAAACUAUGGCGUAGCCAGCCCGACGAUUUGGUCCCGCUAUGCAAAUUUCAACUCAUUCAUUUCUUUACAAAUUGAUUGUGUUGAUAGUUUAUAAACAUGGCAAUAUUUGCAUAGCGGACUUGGUGGGAAAAAUUUAAUAAGUACUGUUUAAUAAACGAGCAGGAGUGUUUUAUUAGGUUUAAAGCCACGAGCGCGCAGCGCGAGUGGCUUUAGCCCUAAUAAAACAUGACCUGCGAGUUUAUGAAACGGCUUCAAACACGACUACAAAUUCAAUAGAUAUACUGCCUUAUUAGUAUUCUUUAUAUAAAGAAUACUAAUUAGGAGUGUUUUAUUAUGUUCAAAGCCACUGCACGAGACAUAUUAUGGUAGACAUGAUUUGCCAAUAAGCUUAUGAAUUAUUAAUGAGUGUUUGAAAGUAUAUUUAGCAAUCUUGAUAUUUAUUUUAAGGAAGCUGCGUUACUUCACGGCGCUCGAAUGCCCCCUGUUCCUGCCUUUGGUCUUGGACCACCUGGCCCACCUGGAUUUUUUAGUCCUGGCAUAAGUCCUAUUCACAACCUGCACCCAAGAAUGCCCAUGCCUCCCAUUGGAAGAGGACUACCUGUGCCUGGUGACUCGGUAAGUACCACAAUGUGGUGAGCUAAAUACUUUUGUUAUCAAUUAAAAGAAGGCAAGUGUUAAGUUUGAUUGUGAAAGCGAGCAGCUAAAUAGGUAAUCGAAGUCGCUAGUUGAGUGGUUUAUUAAUUUAAUAUUCUGGGCGGCAUAGCUAGAAUAUGAUAUAAAUGAUAUAUUUACAUGGUAUUUAUUUUGAUUCGAGCAAAAGUAUUCAGCGUAAUCUACUGUUUCCUACCCAUGAUUAGAUCUAUAUAUCCAACUGAUUAGAUCUAUAUACCCUGCACAUAACAGAACAGAACAGAACAGAACGAACAGAAUAUAUUACGGGAACCACUGAGUAUUGUCAUAAAAUACACAACAACAGUACCGAAUAUUCAAAGCAGUUAAGUGACAGUAAGCUCAAUGGAAGACCGAUACUUCACGUGAUGCUUUGAUGCCAUGAUAAACUUCCGGUUCUUGUUUUCGUAUGGCGAGAAAUUCUUUGAACAAGACGCCUGCUCAGGCGUUCACACUGGUCUUCGCGGCUGGUAAAAUACCAUCGCAAUAUUCUAAAAAAAAAAUUUGAAAUAUAUAGAUGUACCUCAUUUCUUGACGGCCGUCACUUCAUGAUCGCAAACAUUCAGAAGUACGGCACAAUAAAAAUCCAUACAAAACCAAUAGAGUUAAGCGAUAUCAGCGAAAAACACAGAAAAAGUUCAAGCGCGCAAUGAAAUAUAAUAAAAUACGUCCUACAAUUACAGCGUCUAAGAUUUGUAACGUAGUUAAAUACGAAGCUUGUUCUGGUUAACAUUGUGUAGAACUGGUCCUAACUCCAAUCCUAAUCCAUGUCGUAAUCAUCUGAACAUGUUUUAGCUAAAUUGGGAAAUCCGGAGCCCACGAUGCUGCAAUGGAAAGUCACACUUGCGGACAACCAAAAAAACCCUGAAAAGACCAAGGCCAUUUUAUGACACUGGCUGCGGCCAGUGUAAUAAUAAUACAGACCAAUGUUUAGUCUUCUCCAGGAUGGAAGAGUUGUUUAAAAGAAAUUGCGUCAUGUCGAAUGAGUCGUUUGUGUUACGUUUUCCGGUUCUAGACUUUCUAUAUCGAGUUGGAGUAGAUUUGUGAGAUAACUAAUAUGUUCGCAGGUGUUGAUGUGUUUGUAAAUCACAGAUUUGUGUAAAGUGGCAUGUUCGUUUAGUCUUGUGUCUGUCUUUCCUAAAUAGGAGUUAGAGCACCCAGGGAAAGAUAAUUUUACACAAUAGAACACUGGAAUUUCUUAGCCUAAAACAACUGGUUGUCAAUGUAAUAUUACAUGGACUGCUUAGAAGCCGUGACAAUUUCGUUCUGAAGUUUCGUAUUAAGGCUCCGUUUACACUAUACCGGAUUACUUUUCACUCUAAAGUGAAAAAAAAGGUGUUUACACUAUGCCGUUUCGCUCUUGUUGCCAGCUUAUGUCUUUCACUGUCGCCAUGGAAAUAAGAGAAACAUUUUUUGCCAAUAUACUAAAAUUCAUUAAAAACAAGAAGUAAUAUACGUGUUCUUUGUAUAGUAUAACUUUGUGUAAAAAACUUGACCACCAGACGUUGCUUCGUUUCGCUCUAAUCCAAAAUUGACGAAUAUUUGUUUAAAUUUUGCUCUUUCGAAAGGGAAAAGUCAAUGUUAUUAUCGUUGUCUUUGUCUUCGCCAGUAAUAGUAACUGGUUGUAAGGCGAAACAAACAACAGCUAUAAAGUAUUGUAAAAGCGAGCGAAUAAAGGCGACAAUGUUAAAACAUACACGCCAAAACCGAAGCGUACUUGGAUUGGCCUGUUUACACUGCUCCGGCAUACACCGGAUUACUUUUUGCUGGCGAGGCAGCUCCCUAUUCUUGAUGUUACAUGACGUUCUUGCUCUUUCAUGCCCAGUUCCCGGCCGAGUUAUAUUGGGGUAACAGUACUAAAUCCAUGUCAGUUUUUGGGAUGUAAAGAUUAUUCGGAGAUUGUCGUCAGCUCGAGCACUCGACGACUCUUUGUUUUUAUCGAUUUUGAUUUGAUUUAUUUUGUAUUGCGCUCGCAUGAUUUCUCAGAAUUUCUGUUACGAGCUUAUUUACAUGCAGUAUGUUGGAUUUUCACGAUGCAAACACCAGCAAUAUUUUGAAUAAUUCAGCUAAGGAUAGCUUUAUUUCUUUCUGGUGAUAUACAUGAAGGCAUUUAUAUUUAGAUCUGUUGUUUAUUGUUCGAUAUAGAGGUAAUACUUCUAUAAACAAUAUAGUCUGUGUGUUGUGACCUCGAAAAGUGCCCAGAAAAGAUUUUCAUUAAGCAUGUCUUAGAUCUGUAAUAUUUUUACGGGAACAAAUAGGCCGUUUGCUGUGACCUCGAAAAGUGCCUAGAAAACGAUAUUCAUUUCACCUGUCUUGGAACUGAAAUAUUUUUACAGGGUUCGUGGCGGUCUUUGAAAUUCUUGAAACUCUUUAAAUUUGAAUGCAGGUCUUUGAAAAGUCUUUGAAUUGUGUGAAAAAGCGAAGAAAGUCUUUAAAAGUCUUUAAAUUCUCCAGUGAGGAAUUGAUUAUACGAUUUCCUGGCUAAUAAAAUAGAUUGAUUGAAGCAAGAUUUUCGCAAAUAUCGACGAAAAGGCGCAUUUUUUUAGGAUGUGAUUUGACGGGACUAAUUACCCGGGUAAAAGUGGUGCUUACACUCGCAAUUUUUCGACAGCUGAUUAAAACUGGAACUAACACUUUCGAACACGCUGAGUUCAAAUCCGAAAAAUUCUUGCUCUAUAGACCUGCAGUUUUCUCACAAACUGCAAUUUUAUCUUCACUAAUUUCACGCUCUUUUGUUAAAAGGAAGACUGGUUAAUAGAAAUUGGUAUUUUUGAGUGUCAUAAUCGUUUGUGGUCAUCGAUCCGUGUCGUUGAACAAUGAAAAAAGUUGUCGUGAAAAUAGUGAAGAUAAAAUUGCAGUUUGUGAGAAAACUGCAGAUCUACGGAGCGGGAACUUUUCGGAUUUGAACUCAGCGUGUUCGAAAGUGUUAGUUACAAGACAUGGGAAAUGAAAGUGAAUGAUGUUGGGACGCAGCAAACAGCCUAUUCUGAAACUUUCUGUAGCAUGUAAAGAAUGCGAUUUCUCUUAAACAACUAGUUCUUCUAUCCUGGACAAGGCUAAACACUUGUAUGUAUUAUUAUUCAAUGAAGCUCGCCAUACGAAUACAGGAACCGGAACUUAAUCAUGCAUGCCAUCAAAACAUAUAUAAGACAGUGUUAUACAUCUAAUUUAAUCCAUUCCUGAAGAUGACUAAAAUAUAGUUGAAGCGUAGAAAAUAAAAAUACUUUCAAUAUUCGGAGUUAUUGUUGUUGUGUAUUUUAUAGCAGAAUAACAGACAUGCAUAUUAACAGAAUAAGUAAGAAUAACAGACAUAUUAACAGAAUAAGUAAGAAUACUCUCAAUACAAUUAUAGUCACCGAAUGUACAAAAGUUAGUUUUCACUUUUUUAUAUCUAUUAUGGGAAUUGUUUCUAGGUCGAACUGUAUUUAUAUCCAUCUUAGAAUAUCAAUAUCUGGUGGCUAAGAUAGACGUUCUGAUACUUUGAUACGUGUCACAUGAAACAAGUAAAUUGUUGAGCUGUCACAGUAACAGUAGCAUAGCCAGCCCGCCGAUUUAGUCCCGUUAUAUGCAAUUAGUAUAAUUACAUAGGUGAUUAUUGAAAAUUCUCCACGCUGAUUGGUUAUCGUUGAGGUGAUUAUUACGCGAUAAUCACCUAAGCGAUUUUCAAAAUGGCGGCCGAAGCCGUUUUGUCAAUUAAAAGACGAAUAAAUGUGCAUUUUUAAAUUUUUUCCCAAAUAAUCACCUAUGAAAUUAUACUAAAACAAUUAUUCACCUCAGGCUCGGUGAUUAUCGUGAAUAAAAACCUCGACUUCGUCUCGGUUUUUAUUCACCGAUAAUCACCUCGCCUUCGGCGAAUAAUUGUUAAAUAUUUUCUUGUUCAUUGACUGUGAAAACAAUCAAUUUCUAAAGAAAUGAAUAAUGAUAAUCAUUUGAAAUUUGCGUAGCGUGACCAAAUCGUUAGUAUUGUUAUUGAAGAAUAACAGUUAUUAUUGUCUAGGCAAUAUUCGGUAGUCCUUAUUCUAAGAGGGUGUCAUGAUGGUUCCGUAACCAUUAAAUUAUAGGAUCAGUAUAAUUUGUUUUGGUCUGUGGCGAACGCCAUAUUAAAUUUAGUGAACAUACCUACAUGUAGGGCUAUUUUAAAUUUUGAACAUAAAUAUUCGUGUGCCGUUUUGGUAAAUUGCCAACCACGUACCCAGGUCUUUCCUCUUUGCGAGGGGAGAAAAGACCCUGGUAGGCGCUGGUCAUGUGAUCUGCUAAAAUCUAGCAGAUUUUUAAUUAGCAAUCCAAGAUGAGGUCAAUUAAUAUUUGAUAUUUGGAUGAUUUUUAUAGUUUGGUUUUUUUUUUGCAUUUUGUAUGAUUGUCGUGAAGGAAUUCAAGCUAGUUAAUUAGAUAUCUGCCAGAUUUUAGCAGAUUACCAUUCUCGUACCCAGAAGCGUUCUUACACACGGUGCGACGAGGGGCUCUGGCCAAAUCCAAAACCGGAUACCAUAAACACAUGGUAAAAGAACAUAUCCGGUAUUAGAACAACCUUCGUUGUAGCCAAUCAGAUGCCAGUUUGAUAUGGAUUUGGCCAGAGCCCCUCGUCGCGCUCCGUUGACCGCGCGUAAGAAGGGCUCGGUACGAGAAUGGCAGAUUACGUGACCAGCGUCUACCAGGGUCUUUUUUCCCCAAGAGGAAAGACCCUGCGUACGAGGUUGGUAAAUUGCAAGGCUAGCAAGAACUUUGUGUUUUGCAUAUCCAUGAAUCACUAAGUGACCUGUGUAAUUUUAUACAGUAUUCGGAUAUAUUUUCAUUACAUACAGCAAACAUAGAUUGCAUUUGACACAAUCUUGUACUGACUUGUAUAGUGUUCAAUAAGUCGAUUCUCACGGCGGUCUCAUGACACCUAUUCGUUCGAUUCUCACUGCGGACUCAUGAAACCAAUGUUGGCAGUGUUGGUUGGGAUAAGCCCAUAGAUAUCUUAUAUACACUAGAUAGUGCAUCUAAUUAUUCUGCAAUUCAAAAAUUGAAGCCGUGAUUGCAGUCUCAGGUCGUUCCCAUGAAAUGAGAAGAUUCGUAUGUUUUCUAUUUCUUAAACAGGGAACUUAAACAUUAAGUUAACGCUAUUCCAAAUACAUUUUUAAACUAUUCAAAUGAUGAAAGUUAUUGUUGUUUUUAAGCGUUUAUUAGCUUGUGGGAACGACCAACAUGGCCGCCAUGUAUUCAAAUGGGGGUAACCGCUGGAAUAUUCUUGGCUUCAAUUUUACUAAAAGAGUUGCGCUAUCUAGUGUAUAUAAGAUAUCUAUGGAUAAGCCCCAACCGAACCCUUCCAUCGUAGCUGUGCCCUGGAUCCUUUAAUCAGCUUGCAACUCAACGACACGUCAAGCUGCGUCCUUCGUAAUUCAGUUCUAAACUGCAAAUAAGGUUAUGAUUAGUAGCACAUCCUCACUUACUCAGCUUGCUUGCUGGCUUGGUGAAGUGCAUGGUGUAAGUGAGAAGUCAUAGGGUUGAGGUUAUGUUAAUUUUUGGUGUAUGAGCAAAUAAUAAUUAUUUACCAUACUGUAGCUGCUUUAUUUAUUUGUUAGGUAUGUACAUACGAUUUGUCACUACUUGCCCUGGGGAUUGGGUGAAAUAUUUGUAAUCCUGAUAAGAGUACUGCAUUCACAAAUUGAUUGAUUUAAUUUAACCAUUAAUUUAUCCGAUGUAGAAUUAAAGAAUUAUGUGUGGAUGGUAUAAUAUACAUAAAUGUAGAAGUUUAUUUAUUUAUUAUAAAAUAUAAACAACGAUUGGAAAUCCACAAAAAACCGAUGCCAAUCACCUCGGAUUCAUUCAUUACUGUUUUGCGAUGGACAUCAUAGUAGAGAAUAUUAUACAGUACCUUAGAAUCAGUUCUUGUUUAAUUGAAUUUUUUCUUUCUAUUUGUUGCCGGAUUUUUAAAUAUAGAGGCACCAUGGAAUGAUGGGAUAUGACUUAGAUGGUGACCGUGGACGUGAUCGUAGGCCAAUGGAUCGAGGUGAUCGUUCACGUGCAGGCCCGCGAUAUAAUGAUCAUAAGUCACACGAUCGCUACUGAGAUGGGGAGAAUAGAUAAUCUUGACUGAACAAUAACAGAUUUGCUUUAAAUGUGCUUGUUGUAUACAAUAAGAUUGUUGCAUUUUUUAUGAAGACUUGAUAGUCGAAGUUGUUGCUGUUUUUAAAGAAUUUGCGCUUUUGCAAAAUGGCUCUGAAACUUGUGAAUUGACAAAUAGAGGAGCCUGUAUAGCCGAUAUGAAGACAAGUUUCAAAUUUGUAGCUGGUGGAAAUUAUUUCGCCGAGGUCAAGUUCUUCUAGAAACAAUUUUUUUCGAUUUUUAUGAUAGUAUAACACUAUUUGUGGGAUUGAACUUUACUUAUAAGAUAGUGUUUAAUUAAAGUGACAUGAUUCUUAAUUAUUGAUGUGCUCAACAUAUUUGAUGUUUUACAUAGGUAUUAUAUUACAGCAUGGAGAUUAUAAAGUUAAUUUUUAGUAGACGUGAUUGACUGUAAGAAUGUUUUUGCUGUGAUAUUUUGAGGAAUCAUAGCUGCCUUAGUGUGAAGGGUUGAGGUAAAAUCGCAUAAUUGCAUUGUAAAGUUAAACAUGUUUUGUUAGUUUUAUAUUUUUAUUGAAUACUUUUAAAAACGAAGAGAUUUCUCAUCCUGCAAACAACCAAGCUAUAAUAUGAGAGCAUAGCUACUGAAUGCAGCAGCGCAGAUGUUAAAAUUGUAUUUGCUAGGAAUUUGGAUCUGAGCAGUAUUACUUGAUUGAACAAAAUUUAUAUUUAUGAAAUAUAUGCAGAGCAUACUUUCAUUGGAGAAUGUGAUUAUGAUAUAUUUAUAUAUUAGAUAGCUAUUUACAUAUUACUAUGAAUCGAAUUAAACCCAGGUGGCUUAUUUCUUUCAGGGUUGUUUGAGGGCAGGGAGAGUUGUGG